Molecule: messenger RNA, 2530 nt
Organism: Schistocerca piceifrons (Central American locust)
Lineage: Eukaryota; Metazoa; Arthropoda; Insecta; Orthoptera; Acrididae
Gene: ReepA
Product: receptor expression-enhancing protein 1
Exons: 10
Coding region: 106-1452 (448 amino acids)
Biological process (GO): endoplasmic reticulum tubular network organization
Cellular component (GO): endoplasmic reticulum membrane; endoplasmic reticulum tubular network; cytoplasmic microtubule
Molecular function (GO): microtubule binding
Source: RefSeq, a predicted model, not a curated record
UAUCCAACAUGGCAGAUGGCUGGUGAGGUCCGUGUGUUUCAUUGUGCUGUUUAAACGGCAUAGUUCGUGCUUCAAGAACGUGGAGGUGCCCUCCAAAAAGAAAAAAUGAUCUCUUCAAUAGUGUCACGCUUAGUCAUACUCGUCUUCGGAACGCUGUACCCGGCCUAUGCAUCCUACAAAGCCGUCCGCACCAAGAACGUCAGGGAAUAUGUGAAGUGGAUGAUGUACUGGAUUGUAUUUGCCCUGUUCAGCUGUGCCGAAACUUUCACUGACGUCUUCCUGAGUUUCUGGUUUCCAUUUUAUUAUGAGAUCAAGAUCCUGUUGGUUCUGUGGCUGCUCUCACCUGCCACUAAGGGAUCCAGUAUACUGUACCGCAAAUUUGUGCAUCCAAUGCUCAGCAGGCGUGAGCAGGACAUAGAUGAGUACAUAGCCAAAGCAAAAGAACAAGGAUACCAUACAGUACUUCAUCUUGGGACGAAGGGUGUCAACUAUGCUACAACAGUCAUAAUGCAGACUGCCAUCAAGGGUGGCGGUGGUCUUGUGCAGCAAUUGAGACGCAGUUACAGUCUGGGUGAUCUGAGCUCAGAUGUUGAUGGUGACAGCAACAGUGGAAGAAAGGCACUACCAGAGGCUCAGGAUAGGAACAGAGAUCGAGAAAGGGUUGCGUCAGGUGGAGAUGGUAGACAUCAUCGACCUAGAGGCCAUAGCCCUCGACGUUCUGCAUCUGGGUCAGGAAGGGUUGAAAUGUAUUUUCCAGAAGUGGAUGUUGAUGUGAGAGGAGCAUCUGUUAGAGAACCAAGUGUGCCGCUGAGCCAUAUCCGAUCGUCGGAGGAUGUUAGCUCAGGCUAUUCAUCUGCUGAACCCCUGUACCAGCACGGCAGCAUCAGUGGAGGGCAGCAUGGUGAAAGUCGUCCUGAUAGCUUAGCGAGUAGUCGUGAGCCACUUGUUCGGACUGCUUCCGUGGGUGGAUCUUCACGGUCUGCCCGCACACGAUCUUCUCGUGGUGGUGGUGGAACUGUUACAAAAAAGGGAUCUUCACCUGGGGUUCCUGAGGCCAGUGAAGAAUGUAGCCUCGGAGAAAACGACGACCUAGAAAUGAGUUCUCUUUCUCCUUCCCAUUCUCGUUCCCGUUCCAAUUCCCUGCCAAUGUCAGCUGACCUCCUACGACCUGAGUUAGUCGCCCUCCUACAAGCAUUAAAUGCUGAACUUGAGCAGAAAGUUUCCAUGAGCAAACUGUCAGAGAUUAAAGUUUCAGAAGCGGUAAAACAAAAUGAAAAACCAGAAGAUUCUUUUCACUUAGCUGAAGGAGAAAUAAUGGAGUCUAUACACAGAACUGAGUCAUCUUCCAUUUUAGAAUUGGCUGGAACUAAGGAAAUGUCAGAUAUCAAACAAGUAUCGGGCUCUGCUACUCUUCCUCGGAGCAAGAAAACUGGAAAAAGAAAACUACAGUGAACUUAGGUUCUCCACAAUAGGCAUCUCAAGAUGAUUUUGUCCAAUGAGGAGGUUGAGCAGCCAACAAGAGUAUUACACUCCAAAGUCAUAGAAUGCUGUUAGAUGUUCCUGCUGUCUUUGAUCCUGCUAGUCAUUCAGUGAAAUUCCACUGCCGUGACAGGGCAACAGAAAUUCAAUUUCUGAUUUCAUUGGAAGUAAUGACUAUGUUGUUUAUGUACAUACUGUGAUUGAGCUGGAACAUGUGGUACUAAAAAAAAAUUAGACUUCUUUUUGGCAGCUAGGAGCUAAUGUUCACCAGGAAAGCUUUAUUCCGAAUGGAAAAAUAAAAUGCACACUUUAAAAUUAAAAUAUGUUGUUCCUGAUUUUAUAUUCUAAAUUUGUUGUAUAUUGCUGUUGAUUAUAGCUUGACUCUGCUGUCAGAUACUACGAAUAGAUUUGUAAGAAGAAGCUUUAACAAGGUUAAAUUAUUGUCCUUUGUUGAAUUUCUAUCUGUCCAAUGAUGUUUUACAUUCCUUCCCCAAGAGAAGAACUGGUAUACUGAAGACAAAAGCUACUGCUUCCCUGUUGUUAGACAAAAUUUUUAUGGAGGUAUUGCACUGCAUAAUUGUUGAUUCUUGAGACUGAACAGUUUUGCCCAGACUGCAUGAACUGUACUUCUUUUUUUAUACAGCAGUUUACAUUCUUCUGUGUCAGUAGAAGUAGAAAUUAACAAUGUUGUUGUUGAUAAUGCUAGUCUAAAAAUUUCUAUAUACUUCAUGUUACUGAACUGAUACAAUUGUACGAGAUGUGUUUUGAUUGACGUGUGAUGUUUAGAGACAAACAUGUCAGGAUAUGACUUGACAAUGUUGCUCAAUGGUUUUUACCAAGACAGAAAGUAAUGUGUGUGACAAAACAGCAAAUCUUUCACAGUAUAAAAUGUAUAUGUCGAAUAGUAUUGUACAUUUAUCAUUUUUUACGAGGAGGUGAAAAAAUAUGUAAUGCUGAAUGUUAUUGGUCUCAGUUAUGAUUAAUAUUUAUCUGAAUUCACUUAUAAUUUAACUUAUUUGAUCUGAAAUUAUCUAAUAAACACUGUAAUGCA